Molecule: messenger RNA, 2079 nt
Organism: Thamnophis sirtalis
Lineage: Eukaryota; Metazoa; Chordata; Lepidosauria; Squamata; Natricidae
Source: RefSeq, a predicted model, not a curated record
GUCUCUAAGACAUAAUUAAUGUGUAAACUUUAGCUACAUCUUUGCCUUUCUGGGGUUCUAAGGUGCUGGCAGAUAGGAGUAAAUGCUGAAAAUCAAUGAGACUGUGUUUCUGAAAAAGUGGGAAUAGGAGUGGUUCACUAGAGAAGCAGGAAGGGUGGAGCUGUAGGUUAACAGAGCUAGUCAGGUUCUCUACUCGAGAUAGAAGAUACAACAGGAAUGAAGCUGGGCCUCUUUUAUUGUCGGAUUUUGAAAACAACUCCACCCUCUCUAUAAAGGCCCAGAUUGCAACCUAGCCGGGACAGUGGUUUCCCCUGGAAUCUGAACCUGCCAUGGCUAGGCCACUGGAGAAGCAGAAGAGUAACCUGUGUGGCAGUAGCUGUGACAUUCGAGGCUGGAGGAAAUUCCAGCACCCCGUUACCAGCACCCCUGAGCAGCCAGUGGCGGUGUGGGGCAUGGCAGCAGUGUGGCAACAAGUGUUGGCUGUAGAUGCACGAUACAACGCGUACCGCACCCCAAACUUCCCUCAGUUCCGUACACAAUACAUCCGCAGACGAAGCCAGUUGCUGCGUGACAACGCUAAAGCAGGCUUCGAUCCCUUGCUUCGCAAGCAAUACCUGCGGCUACGCAGUCAGCUUCUGGCCCAGCGCUACGGCCCACUCUCAGAACAGAGCAGCUUUCGAGCCUACAGCAACAGCAUCGUCCGAAGCAGUCGCACUACACUUGAUCGCAUGGAGGAUUUUGAUGACGACCCAAGAGCACUGGGUGCCCGAGGCCACCGCCGCUCUGUCAGCCGGGGUUCCUAUCAGCUGCAAGCUCAAAUGAACCGAGCUGCCUACGAUGAAAGAUCCCCAGGGAGUGUUGUCCCCACUUCAGUGGCUGAAGCUAGUCGUGCUAUGGCUGGGGAUACUACACUAAGUGAGAACUAUGCCUUUGCUGGCAUGUAUCAUAUCUUUGACCAGCACGUGGAUGAAGCUGGUGGGAAAUGGAAAACACAACCUUCAUGUGAUGAACAUCUCAACAGGGAAAAAAGCAAAGGGUGGCUCAAGCAAACUAACAGGCCGAGUCCUCUCCCUCUCCUUUGAUUCUUCUGGGCGCAUCCUUUGGGCAGGAGAUGACAAAGGCAGCAUAUUCUCAUUCCUCUUUGACAUGGCAACAGGAAAACUGACCAAAGCCAAGCGCCUCAUAGUUAACGAAGGAAGUUCUAUCACCAGUAUCUCAGCCCGUUCCUGGAUCAGCAGAGAAGCACGUGAUCCUUCUCUCCUCAUUAAUGCAUGUAUUAACAAGCUGUUGUUAUAUAGGGUAGUGGAUAAUGAAGGAACAUUGCAGCUUAAGAGAAGCUUCCAAAUACAACAGAGCUCACAUCCUGUCCACAGCAUUUUCUGCCCCCUCAUGUCUUUUCGCCAAGGCGCUUGCAUUGUGACUGGAAGUGAAGAUAUGUGUGUGUAUUUCUUUGAUGUGGAACGGGCCACCAAAGCUAUUGUUAACAAACUUCAAGGACAUAGCGCGGCAGUCUUGGAUGUCAGCUUUAACUGUGAUGAGAGUCUCUUGGCAUCCAGUGAUGCCAAAGGCAUGGUGAUUGUCUGGAAAAGAGAACAGAAGUAGCAUAUUUUUCUAUGAUACGUGAAAGGAAAAAUACAUAGGAGAUGCAGCUAUGAGGACAACGGACAAAGAGAAUUAAAAGAUCCAAUCUUUCCUCCUGUUUUUGGUUUAUGUCUUCUUCAUCCUGAAACAUACUGAUAAGCAAACUUCCAGAAUACAAUGACCGCUGCUUUUCUCCUUUUCAGUUGGUGAGAUUUUGUACAGCGUACAAAGGAUUCCACUUACCCUGUGAAAUGUGGUUUAAUGGAUUUCACCAUCCAGAUUACUGUUCUUUGGCUGAAAGAGAAUGUGAUCGAUUGCACUACAGGAACUGCUUAUGAAUUGGCAUAAUAAAGUUUAGGACUUCAAGGAUUCUUUUCUAAUUCAAGAAUGUGAAACCUAAUUUAGUUUCAGUCCCAUCUUUUCCUAGAUAGCAUGAAACUACUUUUCUGUAUAAAGAGCGCUCCAUUUCCUCCUGGAAAUAUAUUUUGCACAGCAUGG